AUGGCGGACGAGGGCCCGCGGAAGGGCAGCGUCUCGGCGCUCAUGGGCCGCACCAACGGCCUCACCAAGCCCGCGGCGUUGGCUGGGGGUCCUGCCAAGCCCGGGGCCGCGGGAGGCUCCAGGAAGCUGGUCAUCAAGAACUUCCGAGACAGGCCGCGGCUGCCUGACAACUACACUCAGGACACGUGGCGGAAGCUUCACGAAGCAGUCAAGGCCAUCCAGGGCAGCACGUCCAUCAGGUACAACCUGGAGGAGCUGUACCAGGCUGUUGAAAACCUUUGUUCUCACAAAGUCUCCCCAACACUCUACAAGCAGCUGCGCCAGGUCUGUGAGGACCACGUCCAAGCCCAGAUCCUUCCCUUCAGAGAAGACUCACUAGACAGCGUUUUAUUUCUAAAGAAGAUUAACACAUGCUGGCAAGAUCACUGCAGACAAAUGAUCAUGAUCAGAAGCAUCUUCUUGUUUUUGGAUCGCACCUACGUCCUCCAGAACUCCAUGUUACCUUCUAUCUGGGACAUGGGCCUAGAGCUAUUUAGGAACCAUAUCAUCAGCGACAGGAUGGUUCAAAGUAAGACUAUUGACGGGAUCCUGCUGCUGAUUGAGCGUGAGAGGAGCGGCGAGGCAGUAGACCGGAGCCUGCUGCGCAGUCUGCUGAGCAUGCUCUCAGAUCUCCAGGUGUAUAAAGACUCAUUCGAACUGAAGUUCUUGGAAGAGACGAACUGUCUGUACGCAGCGGAAGGCCAGAGGCUGAUGCAGGACAGGGAGGUUCCAGAAUACCUUAACCAUGUGAGUAAGCGCCUGGAAGAAGAAGCAGACCGAGUGAUCACUUACCUUGACCACAGCACACAGAAACCACUGAUUGCCUGUGUGGAGAAACAGCUGUUGGGAGAACAUUUGACAGCAAUUCUUCAGAAAGGACUUGACCACCUUCUGGAUGAGAACAGGGUACCUGACCUCACACAGAUGUACCAGCUGUUCAGCCGGGUAAAAGGCGGGCAGCACGCACUGCUGCAGCACUGGAGCGAGUACAUCAAGACUUUUGGGACAACAAUUGUCAUCAAUCCUGAAAAAGAUAAAGACAUGGUGCAGGACCUGCUUGACUUCAAAGAUAAAGUGGACCAUGUGGUGGAAGUGUGCUUCCAGAGGAAUGAGCGGUUCAUCAACCUGAUGAAGGAAUCCUUCGAGACGUUCAUCAACAAGAGACCGAACAAGCCUGCAGAGCUCAUUGCUAAGCAUGUGGAUUCAAAGUUACGAGCCGGCAACAAGGAAGCAACAGAUGAAGAGUUGGAGAGAAUCCUGGAUAAAAUCAUGAUACUGUUCCGGUUUAUCCAUGGUAAAGACGUUUUUGAAGCAUUUUAUAAGAAAGAUUUAGCAAAAAGGCUGCUCGUGGGGAAGAGUGCAUCGGUGGAUGCCGAGAAGUCCAUGCUGUCAAAGCUCAAGCACGAGUGCGGGGCUGCCUUCACCAGCAAGCUGGAGGGCAUGUUCAAGGACAUGGAGCUUUCCAAGGACAUCAUGGUUCACUUCAAGCAGCAUAUGCAGAACCAAAGUACUCCAGGCCCUAUAGACCUGACAGUGAACAUACUCACCAUGGGCUACUGGCCCACAUACACGCCCAUGGAAGUGCACCUCCCUCCAGAGAUGGUUAGACUCCAGGAGGUAUUCAAGACCUUCUACCUGGGCAAACAUAGUGGCCGGAAGCUCCAGUGGCAGACGACUCUGGGACAUGCUGUACUAAAGGCGGAGUUUAAGGAGGGGAAGAAGGAGUUCCAGGUGUCCCUUUUCCAGACAUUGGUGCUGCUCAUGUUCAACGAGGGGGAUGGAUUCAGCUUUGAAGAAAUAAAAAUGGCUACCGGCAUAGAGGACAGUGAGCUACGAAGAACACUGCAGUCCUUGGCCUGUGGUAAAGCACGUGUUCUCAUUAAAAGUCCCAAAGGAAAGGAGGUUGAAGAUGGAGACAAAUUCAUUUUUAAUGGAGAAUUCAAGCACAAGUUGUUCAGAAUAAAGAUCAAUCAAAUUCAGAUGAAGGAAACUGUUGAGGAACAAGUUAGCACCACAGAGAGAGUAUUCCAGGAUAGACAAUACCAAAUUGAUGCUGCUAUCGUCAGAAUAAUGAAGAUGAGGAAGACUCUGGGUCAUAAUCUUCUAGUUUCUGAAUUGUACAAUCAGUUGAAAUUUCCAGUAAAGCCUGGAGAUUUGAAAAAGAGAAUCGAAUCACUUAUAGACAGAGACUAUAUGGAACGAGACAAAGACAGCCCGAAUCAGUACCACUAUGUGGCAUGACGUGCCAGCAGACUGUCAUCGUCAGUGAAGCAAACACUAGAAUGCACCUGCAGAGCGUGAAGCCCACUGUGUUGUGUCCAGGUCUCCAUCAUUGUGGAUUCUUGGGUUUGAAGGAGAGGAGAUGGUUCUUGGAUCAUCCUUCCCAAAGCACAGGGACUUUGAGAUGACAUGCAUGUCCUUUUUUUCCCCCUCUACUUCUUGAUCUCUUUUAGCCAUUUAAAUUGUUUCUGUUGCUCUGUGCAAAAUGACCUUGAGGCUAGGCACACCAUCGUCAGUUGAGAAGUUCCUUCACAAGGUCUUAUUUUGUGGCAAAAUGCCACAGGUUUGGUUUGUUCUUUGUGUGUGAUUGUGGGGCACGAUGGAAAGACCCUAGAUGCUGCAUUCUCCCCCAGACAAGCUCUCGGAACAGGAGGCUUCAGCUGGUGGGCACUGGAAAGGAGUGCCCAGACCACCACCCAGUUCUGCACCCCAAGCAUUAGCCUCUGCUUCAUGUAUCUUCAGAGAGUUCCAAACCUUGUUUCUGUGUGUCAUUUUCUCACGGAAGUCCCUGAUGUGCCAAGAGGUCAUCUUGUCUGCCACAUGAGAUGUAGAGCCUGUGAACACCACCAGUCCAGCCAGGUUACUUGUCAUUUCUGUUUAGGACCUUGGGGGUUUCAUAGUCGUGUUUCCAUGCUAAGAUCGAGCGUGGUGGUCCUUGUCUUGGCAUUGGGUAGCUGCUUUUUGAUAGUUUAAGUUGCAGUUUGUGUGAUUACCAUAAUAAACUAGGUGUGGUUUUACAGUCCUGCACAGGGACUCUUUGUUCUCUGCCCUGGCACUAUAUGGAGCUUAGUUAUAUUGUCAAAAUACUAAAGGAUUUGUUGGUGCCUGAUGACACACUGAGUAUCCACAUGUGAGGUUGAGCGGCAAGAGCAGGGUUCCGUAGUGAUGUUAGUAUGGUGACGACAGAUACUUUUGCAACAACACUUAAAAGUACUUUAUAUUUUACAAAGUGGCAUGUUUCAUUUUGAUUCAAAGCUACCAAAGGAAUUUUGAUCAUGUAUAAGUGUUUAAAGCAAUAUUUUCUGGAAUAUACCAAGUUUAUAUAACUCGAUUUUAUGCUAAAUUAUUAAAGAAUUCUCCCUUUUUGAAACAUGCGUGUUUAAAAUAUGACAUUUUUGGGUUUCCAUAUUAAAAUCUUUAAGUAUCAUUUCUAUA
This is a messenger RNA of Jaculus jaculus (lesser Egyptian jerboa), 3474 nucleotides long. It is a transcript of the gene Cul4a, whose product is annotated as cullin 4A. Gene Ontology annotation, biological process: DNA damage response; protein ubiquitination; ubiquitin-dependent protein catabolic process. The record is from RefSeq and is a predicted model, not a curated record. Gene Ontology annotation, cellular component: Cul4A-RING E3 ubiquitin ligase complex. The coding region runs from base 1 to 2280 and encodes 759 amino acids. The transcript is spliced from 20 exons. NCBI's taxonomy places the organism in Eukaryota, Metazoa, Chordata, Mammalia, Rodentia, Dipodidae. Gene Ontology annotation, molecular function: ubiquitin protein ligase binding.